Molecule: messenger RNA, 930 nt
Organism: Strongyloides ratti
Lineage: Eukaryota; Metazoa; Nematoda; Chromadorea; Rhabditida; Strongyloididae
Product: WD40/YVTN repeat-like-containing domain and WD40-repeat-containing domain-containing protein
Exons: 3
Coding region: 1-930 (309 amino acids)
Molecular function (GO): protein binding
Source: RefSeq, a predicted model, not a curated record
AUGUCAACCAUUACAAGUUUAGCAUAUUCACAUUGUUCUCCACAAUUUUUUUCUUUUUCAACUGAUAAUGGGUAUGUAUGUAAUAUUCCUGUAAUUCAAACUCAAGAUGAUGUUAUUGAAUUCAAUAGUAAAUUUCAUAAAAAUAAAAAUAAAAAAAACUGUGAUUUUAUAUCAGUAAAUGAUUUUAUUAGUAAAAUUAUAUUAUAUCCGUUUGAUGGAACAUUACAGUGUUUAUUAUUACAAUCGGAUAAAAGUAAUUCAUCACAAGUGACAAUAGCAACAUUAGACAAUCAAUUUGUAGAUACAUUUAAACUUUUAAAUUAUUGUGAUAAAAUUUUAUGGAAUCCUAGUGAAAUUAACAAUGAGAAAAUUGCAUGUAAACAGCUUAAUGCAAUUCAUAUUUAUAAUGUAGAAGCAGGUGCUGUUACACAAAAUUUUAUAUCAAAUGAUAUCUUAGAUUUUCAAUGGGAUAACAGAAAUCAAAAUCUUAUUUAUUCAUGUGAUAAUUUUGGUAUCAUAUCUAUUCAAGAUUUACGUCUUUUAAAGGAUAGUAAAUUUGGUGAAAAAGUUAAUAAAUGUAAUUGUAAUAUUUAUGAUAUAAGAAACCAAAAAUUAGUUACGAAUUUUGAAUUAAAAUCUUAUUAUACACCAAAAAAUUGUCUUCCAAUAUACAGUAAACACAUAAAUUGUCCCAUUUUUAAGGUUAAAAGUGUAUCUGAUGGUUAUAUAUAUGUUUAUUUAUAUGGAACAGAUUUUAUGGUAAAGAAAUUUUCAAAAGUACUAAAGUGUUCUGAUAAUAAAGAUAAAUUAAUUCAAACUCGUCAUGUAUAUAAUAUAAAUGAUUUUGACUUUCAUCCAAUAUUACCUUUGUUAACGUCUGUUAGGGAUAUAAUUGAUGUUUCAAAUUUAUACCAUUUAGAAAAUAUUUAA